Molecule: messenger RNA, 2259 nt
Organism: Linum trigynum
Lineage: Eukaryota; Viridiplantae; Streptophyta; Magnoliopsida; Malpighiales; Linaceae
Source: the annotation of a GenBank genome assembly
UUGAAUCCAUGGAACAAUCCAUGAAUCCACCAAUCCAAUUGGAUUUGGAUCAAAUGGAUUAGAUUUAAAUGGAUUAGAUUUGGAUAUUUUUAAUGGGUUGGUGGAUUGGAUUGAGAAUUGCCGCCAAGUACCCAAUCCUGCAUAGAGUUCCAUAGGGUAGGAUAAGGUCAUGAAGCUGCAUACAUCGUUUGCAUGUAUGUACUUCGUGUCUUGUGGAUAAGCGGGAUGUAUAGGGCGGUAGUUCGCGUAUAUUCUUCUUUCACAAUAUUUGUAUGUUCUCCGAUUUUCACUGUUCAAGAUUGUGUCACGCACAAACAAUCGGAUGUAUAGGGAGAUAAGUUCUCCGGAUUUUCUUCUUUCACAUCAUCUGUAUGGACUCCAAUAUUCAAAAUUUUCAUGAAUCACUAAAAUAAUCGGGAUGUAUGAUGUAUUGAUAGGCAAUUCUCGGUAUUUUCUUGGUUCAUUGCAUUUGUAUGGACUCCGAUUUUCGUGAUUCUCUUACCGACAUGAAAAAAAGAAUUACAAUUAGCUUAGCUGCGUCAUUAAACUAACAGCCAACAACAAAGCAACAGACUAGGAAGCAGGGCCCAGGUAAUUAAUUGCAUGAUUAAUUAUCCAAGAUAAUAUAUAAACAUAUAUCUCCGAUAUGAUGACGAUCUCUCUCGAGGCUCCACCUGUCCACUUCCCUUUCGGCAACUGCGCUUCACCUUUUACAGUCUCGCUUCUGACUGAGCACGGGAAGCAGAACGCACACACACCACACCAUGGACGAAUCGGAACCAACCUCGUCGAUCAACGGCACCGACAACAAGGCCAGUUCCCGCACCGUCCACGUCGACGACGAUGACGGCGGUGGAUUGACUCUAUUCGCCGUCCUCAAUCGCACGGUGUCGUCGAUCUUCGCUCCGGCCAGCGGUGGCGGCGAUCCCGCUCCGCUGCUGCUGCAGCGGAUCAAGGCGUCGCUGUCGGAGAACGGGCCGCUUCUGAAGGACGCGACGGCUAACACCGGACGGAAGAUUCUGGUCUGGACUCGGAGCGGCAGCCCUCUCCGCGCUCUGCUCGUCAUCUCCGUUGGGACAAUUGCUCUUCUUGCCAUGACGGGGAUACUGGUCUUCAUGCUGUUCUUCCUGGCAGCCACCAUCAACGCCAUUGUCAUCUCUCUUCUCAUGUCGUUGGCUGCUGCAGGAGGCUUCUUGGCUCUCUUCUUCGCCUGUCUGGCUGCUAUAUACAUUGGGGCGUUAUCGAUCGCGAUAUUCGCCAUUUCCACUGCAACGAUCUCAGCAAUCAUCGCUGUCGCGGUCGCUACAGGUUGGAUCGGAUUCUUCUGGACCAUCUGGCUGGUGACAAAGAAGAGCAUAGGCAUCGCUACACAUUCACUGAGCUUGACAGGGUCGGCCAUUUCCACAUACUCGUCAGCUUGGCAAACUCGCGACCGAGUACCAAACAAAGAAGAAUGAAAAGCUUGCAGUUGGGAAAGAAAGGAUCGCUUGCGUUACAAGUAACAACCCAUCCUCAUAAGGCAAGCCGAAAAACAGAAAGAAAACACUGUAUUGUAUAUGUUAAUGGCUCUUCUUCUCCAUUUCUUCGAGUCUAUCCGUACAUUCCCACCUUGUGCACUGGCUUCCUUUUAGUUUGGCCGUUUUUCUCCCUGCAAUGGUUUUGCUUAGUUAGAGUGCUAAGAGAUUUCAUCUAUACAGAGAAACCUUAGGGUGCUGUAAUAGUUUGAACAUGCCCUGUACAUUAUUUCAUUCUACAAAAAUAUCUACCGUUUUCCCUUUGUGUGUAAGAGGAUUCAUGGAGUCGAAACAUAAACAGCAAGGUCUUGGAUCCGAAACUUGAAUUCACAUCGAAUUAUAUUCGUAGUUCUCGACCACUUGAUCUUCGCUAAUGAAACUCAGGGAAGCUCGGGAGUUUAGCUUCUCGAUCAGCUGCUCAAAUACGGCGGAGAGGAAAGCAGUUCCCGAUGGCUUCCAUGGCGUUGAAGGAAGGAAGGGAAAGUUCAAAGUUCUGCAUCCGACGAAAUGGCAUCUGCAUUUCAAUUAGGGAUGGCAAAAAUAUCCGUAACCAUGGAUAUCCACCCGAAUCCGACCUAAUCGGGUAGGGUAAAACCCGAACCCGAAGGAAUUUUUGUGGGUACGGGUAAAACCCGAACCCGAAUAUUACGGGUAAUGGGUGGGCAUGGAUUUCUCACUAUCCAAUCCGAACCCGCCCGAUUAUACACAUGCAUAUAGAUUUUGUAUAUAAAUAAUCAUUAUUUUU